Capsella rubella is the source of this 1919-nucleotide messenger RNA. RefSeq names its product putative FBD-associated F-box protein At1g50980. Lineage: Eukaryota; Viridiplantae; Streptophyta; Magnoliopsida; Brassicales; Brassicaceae. The record is from RefSeq and is a predicted model, not a curated record. Gene Ontology annotation, molecular function: protein binding.
AUGGCGAAUGAGAACUUUUUACUGAUUGAUUAUGGCGACAAAAUUUACCAGGAAAGCAUGGAGAAUGAGAUUUCGAUAAUCAGUGACUUUCCAGAUGAAUUGAUAUUGAAGAUACUGUUCGCUCCUAGUAAAGAUGUCGUAGCCACGAGUGUCUUGUCAAAACGGUGGCGAUAUCUUUGGAAAGAUGUGAAGACAUUCAUCAAAAAUUCAAGCGUUGAGAGUUUGCAUCUUAAGAUAAGUCCACAUAUUGCUAGUACAAAUAUCAAAUGUUUGGUUAACAUGGCAGUUGCUCGUUCUUCGAGAGAGCUGAGAAUUGAGAUGGUUUGUUAUUCCUUCGAGUUGCCCAAAAGCUUUUAUAUCUUUUCACAACUUGAAACUGUUAUACUCGAGAAACUAGGUUUGAUGGAUGUUCCACCUGAUGUUCAUAUGCCUUGCCUCAAACGUCUCCACCUUUUAUCAGUCAACUCCCUUACCAAUGUAAUGAUAUUUAAGAUCGAUGUGCCUACACUGAAGAUUUUAUCUAUCGAUAAUACGUCUGGGAAAUCUCGGCCUAAAGGUGUUCAUGGAUUUGUGAUAAAUACCCCUUCUUUGAGUGUCAACGUUGUUUGUGACAAACCUUGCAAGUUUCUAGGAUCUCUUGUCUCGACCCAAUAUAUAUCUAUGUGCACUGUCACAUCACAGACUGCAUAUGGUUCUAUUUGCUCUUCCUUCCUUUUCCUUGACCAUCUGGAGCUAUGUUUAUGUUCUGCGCAGCAGUGGAAUCUACUGACUCGUAUACUCAAUGAUGCUCCUAGACUUCGAGUUCUCCAUCUCAAACUGUAUCAUGAGCAUUGCGUUAAGGAGACGAUAGAUCCGGUGUUGAACCAACCAAAUUUUGUUCCUCAAAUUUUAUCAUCUCAUCUUGAGAUCUUUGAAUGGAGACAAUACAACGGGACAAAGCAAGAGAGAGAAACUGCAAAGUACAUUUUAGCUAACGCAAGUCAUCUAAAGAAGGCGACUUUUUACUCAGAAUUUCUAGAGAAGGAUGUGAUGUUGAAAGUUAGAAUGUGUGCCCAGAGGUUCAAAGACUUGUCAGCUUGAGUUUGAUUGAGCACUAUUGAGUGUGAGACUUCUUGUGUUAAUGGUGCAUAUGAGAUGUAUACCCCUUUUUCACAUUUCUAUAUGUAGCUCUAUAUAAUUUAACAGUCUACUCACUAUUAACGAUCACAAGACAAUCUUCACCUAUAUCAAAUGGGAAGAAACUUAGGACACUAGAUGACCACGUAUUUACCACUUUCUGUUUUUUUUCAACUGCAUUUAGCAAACGCAUCUCAAUCGUCGGCUAUGAAAUACUGCUUGUCCAAGGUGAUCUCGUAGUACCACCAACAAAAGCCGAUGCAUUAACCCAAGAUGAGUGCACAUUGCACUUAAACUCAUUUAGUCUCCAUUCUAGGUUCCAAAACCGGCACAUUCACAGUAUCCGAAUUUAACUUCAAACCAAAGCAUUGUUUGAUGGAGUAUACUGAAACUCCAAAAGGAGCACCCAUGAUGGUUCAGCGCAUCCUAGACCUCAAGCUAAUUUUGGCAUUCUGAAUCCUUUUGGAAACAAUCCACUAUAUAUAUGUCUGCCACUGAACUAUAUAUAUGUGAAACUAAUUUUUAUACAUUUAAAAAAAAAAAAUUGUUUAAAACUUAUAUGCUUGCAUAUGAAUGGUGUACUUGGUCCAAUACUCCUGGCUAUCAUUCCGAUUUCAAGAUACCUUGAGCAGAGUAGAUUUUGAUAACUUACCUACCGUUGCAAGGCGAUGAAGGGCAGUAAACCCCCCGGUUCUGUUCUUCUAUGCAAAGUCUAACUUCUUAAUGUCACCGCAUAUGUUUCUGAACCAUUGCUUUGGUUUGUUCAGCUUUGAAUUUUAUCUCUUGUAUCUUAUGAGAAAGUU